CACACUUGCAGCGCGCAACCGCAGGACGGAGAAGACAUGUCCUUUCUGAGUCGCCGUAGAUCCUAGGUGGCUCCGGCUCCGGUCGUCUCUCCACCCCCUUCCACGUCAGCCAAGGACUCCGGCUCCGUCGCCGCUGCAGCUGGUGGGAACAGAGGUAGACGGUUCUGGGGUUUCCCCAGCCGCUGCCCCUCGAAGCAAGAUUUCCUGGCAUCUGUCAUCCUAAAUCUUGUAUCAGGGGAUUGACUAUAACCAGAAACCAUGACGGCAGCUGAGAACGUGUGCUAUACGUUAAUUAACGUGCCAAUGGAUUCAGAACCACCGUCUGAAAUUAGCUUAAAAAAUGACCUAGAAAAAGGAGAUGUGAAAUCAAAGACUGAAGCUUUGAAGAAAGUAAUCAUUAUGAUCCUGAAUGGUGAAAAGCUUCCUGGACUUCUGAUGACCAUCAUUCGUUUUGUGCUACCUCUUCAGGAUCACACCAUCAAAAAAUUGCUUCUGGUAUUUUGGGAAAUUGUUCCUAAAACAACUCCAGAUGGGAGACUUUUACAUGAAAUGAUUCUUGUGUGUGAUGCUUACAGAAAGGAUCUUCAGCAUCCUAAUGAAUUUAUUCGAGGAUCUACUCUUCGUUUUCUUUGCAAAUUGAAAGAAGCAGAAUUGCUAGAACCUUUAAUGCCAGCUAUCCGCGCUUGCUUGGAACAUCGACACAGCUAUGUUAGAAGAAAUGCUGUUUUAGCCAUCUAUACUAUCUAUAGAAAUUUCGAACAUCUUAUACCUGAUGCUCCUGAGCUGAUACAUGAUUUUCUGGUGAAUGAGAAGGAUGCAAGUUGCAAAAGGAAUGCAUUUAUGAUGCUAAUCCAUGCAGAUCAGGAUCGUGCUUUGGAUUACCUGAGUACUUGUAUUGAUCAAGUUCAAACCUUUGGAGACAUUCUGCAGUUGGUUAUUGUUGAACUAAUUUAUAAAGUCUGUCAUGCUAAUCCUUCAGAAAGGGCUCGUUUCAUUCGCUGCAUCUAUAACUUACUGCAGUCAUCUAGCCCAGCUGUGAAAUAUGAAGCUGCUGGGACAUUAGUAACACUUUCAAGUGCACCGACUGCAAUCAAGGCUGCUGCUCAGUGUUACAUUGAUUUAAUCAUAAAGGAAAGUGACAAUAAUGUAAAGCUCAUAGUUCUGGAUCGAUUGGUAGAAUUAAAAGAACAUCCUCCUCAUGAACGAGUCCUCCAGGAUCUGGUAAUGGACAUCCUAAGAGUAUUGAGUACACCAGACUUAGAAGUACGCAAGAAAACUCUGCAGUUAGCACUGGAUCUUGUCUCUUCUAGGAAUGUUGAAGAGCUGGUUAUUGUCUUGAAGAAGGAAGUGAUUAAAACAAAUAAUGUGUCUGAGCAUGAAGACACUGACAAAUACAGACAACUCCUUGUACGAACAUUACAUUCCUGUUCUGUCCGGUUUCCAGAUAUGGCUGGAAAUGUUAUUCCUGUGUUAAUGGAGUUUCUCAGUGACAGUAACGAAGCGGCAGCUGCUGAUGUCUUGGAAUUUGUUCGAGAAGCCAUUCAGCGCUUUGAUAACCUGAGAAUGCUGAUUGUUGAGAAGAUGCUUGAAGUCUUUCAUGCUAUUAAAUCUGUCAAGAUCUAUCGCGGAGCAUUAUGGAUCCUGGGAGAAUACUGUAGUACCAAGGAAGACAUUCAGAGUGUGAUGACUGAAGUCCGCAGGUCGCUGGGGGAGAUCCCAAUUGUGGAGUCAGAAAUAAAGAAAGAAGCUGGUGAUUUAAAACCUGAAGAGGAAAUAACUGUGGGGCCGGUUCAGAAAUUGGUUACUGAAAUGGGUACCUAUGCAACUCAGAGUGCCCUCAGCAGUUCUAGACCCACCAAGAAGGAGGAAGACAGACCUCCCCUGAGAGGAUUUCUUCUGGAUGGAGAUUUUUUUGUUGCUGCUUCUCUUGCCACAACUCUGACCAAGAUUGCAUUGCGCUAUGUAGCUUUGGUUCAGGAGAAGAAAAAGCAAAAUUCUUUUGUUGCUGAGGCUAUGUUGCUCAUGGCAACUGUCCUUCAUUUGGGAAAAUCUUCUCUUCCUAAGAAGCCAAUUACAGAUGAUGAUGUAGACCGAAUUUCCCUGUGCCUCAAGGUCUUGUCCGAAUGUUCGCCUUUAAUGAAUGACAUUUUCAAUAAGGAAUGCAGACAGUCUCUUUCUCAAAUGUUAUCUGCCAAACUUGAAGAAGAGAAACUAUCCCAAAAGAAAGAAUCUGAAAAGAGGAAUGUGACAGUACAGCCUGAUGACCCCAUUUCCUUCAUGCAACUAACUGCUAAGAAUGAAAUGAACUGCAAGGAAGAUCAGUUUCAGCUGAGUUUGUUGGCAGCAAUGGGUAACACUCAGAGGAAAGAGGCAGCAGAUCCCCUAGCGUCUAAACUUAACAAGGUCACCCAGUUGACCGGUUUCUCAGAUCCUGUGUAUGCAGAAGCUUACGUUCAUGUCAACCAAUAUGAUAUUGUCCUGGACGUACUUGUUGUGAACCAAACCAGUGAUACUUUGCAGAACUGCACAUUGGAGUUAGCUACUCUAGGGGAUCUGAAACUUGUGGAAAAGCCAUCUCCUUUGACUCUUGCUCCUCAUGAUUUUGCAAAUAUUAAAGCUAAUGUCAAAGUAGCAUCAACAGAAAAUGGAAUAAUUUUUGGUAAUAUAGUUUAUGAUGUCUCUGGAGCAGCAAGUGACAGAAAUUGUGUGGUCCUCAGUGAUAUCCACAUUGACAUUAUGGACUAUAUCCAGCCUGCAACCUGCACUGAUGCUGAAUUCCGUCAGAUGUGGGCUGAAUUUGAAUGGGAAAACAAAGUGACAGUUAACACCAAUAUGGUUGAUUUAAAUGACUAUUUACAGCACAUAUUAAAGUCAACCAACAUGAAGUGCCUCACUCCAGAGAAGGCCCUUUCUGGUUACUGUGGCUUCAUGGCAGCCAACCUUUAUGCUCGUUCUAUAUUUGGAGAAGAUGCACUUGCAAAUGUCAGCAUUGAAAAGCCAAUUCACCAAGGGCCAGAUGCUGCUGUUACUGGCCAUAUAAGAAUUCGUGCAAAGAGUCAGGGAAUGGCCUUAAGUCUUGGAGAUAAAAUCAACUUGUCUCAGAAGAAAACUAGUAUAUAAGAAUAAACAAAAUGUCCUUGAAGCUUUGCAGUUAAAACUUAGGAAUUAAAUUGGUUCUAGCUUAUUGCUGAAGCUGUACUGGGAGGAUUAAUUUUAGAAGAUUCACAAAGCUAUAACCCUGGGCGUGGUGAUGCAUGCUUAUAAUCCCAGCACUCAGGAAGUUGAGGCAGGAGGAUCGCCUUGAGUUCAAGGCCAGCCUGGACCACAUAAUGACUUCAAGGUUACAAGGCCAGCCUGAACUACAGAGCAACACUUGUCGCGAAAAGAAAAAAAAGAAAAGAAAAAGAAAAACCAUUCUAUUUCCAUAUACCUCUAUUCCUCACUGUUUGCCUUUUUGUCGCUUUAUACUAGGACUGAACCUAGUCACAUCUGUUACAAUUCCAUAUGUUUUUGAGCCGAGUUUCCCGGCCUAUUUGUGCUAUUCUUUUGCCUCUUGACUUUGAUGGGGAUGAUUGAGAUAGUCGGAUCUCUUAGCUAAAUGUCAACUUCAACUAUUUGUUUUCCCUCUAGGACUUAGUCUGCAUUUCUUAAGAGUGCAUGGAUAAGGUCUGUGAAGAAAGAAAGCAGUCUCUUCUAUUUAGUGAGAACAGAAUGUUUUGUUUGAUGUCAUGAACUUUGAACCCACUUGCUUUUUAAAUCAGUAAACCAGAGAAUUAUAGGGUAUUUUUAAUUCCAGAACACUGAGGUCUUAAAACUAGUGACUACAAAAUGUGAACUAUGUAAGGAACACAACAAGGGAUCAUUUUGAUGCCUUGAGUCAAGAGGUAGAGGUUUGUGAUGAGAUCAGAGGAACUGGUGCAACUUGUUUGGAAUGGAUCGUUUUCUAUACUCUGUUCCAUUGAACAUUAGUUUUUUGGGGGGGUUUUCUGGUACCAGGGAUCGAACUCGGGUCCUUGCACUUGCGAGGCAAGCAGCGGAACCACUGAGCUAAAUCCCGGGCCCAAUUGAACAUUAGUUUUUAUUAGAUAGUCUGGGAGAAAAACGAUUCCAUAGUAAGUAAACUUGGGACAAGCUAUAUACUGUUCUGUUCUGAGGAUUCACAGUGCACAUUAGCAUACUAAAGAUUCUGAGAGGGCCUUCAGUAAAGAUGAGCUUGGAGCCAGGUAAGGUGACACAUACCUAUAAUCCCAAUACCCUAUAAUCCUAGAUCCUCAGCUGAGGCAGGAGGAUCUCAAGUUCAAGCCUAGCCUAGGCAAUUUAGCAGGACCGUGUAUCAAAAAAAAAAAGAAUCUGUGAAUAUAGUUCAAUGUGAUUACCCCGGUUCAAUACCCAGUACCAAGAAAAAGGGGGAGGGUUAGUUGGUUUAACUCAGAAUACAAGAAUAAUCAUAUUCUAAUCUUGAUCUGGGAAUCUUUCCUUCUUAGGACACCAGUUGAGUUAACAUGAGAUAAUUGUAUUCAUAAUCAACCAGUUUAAAAUCUCAAGGAAUUGUGCCUCUGAAUGUUCUAGAAUAUGUCUGUUACUAAUCUCAAAGUUUCCUGCCUGCCCAACAUUUUCAAGUCAUUUUUCUUGGGAUCAGACAAUUUUGUUUACCUCAUACUGCCAUUUUAAAAAAUUUAUAAAGAAGAAUGAAGAGAAAGAAGUUAAUACAGUUUUCAGAACUUAAUCACAGUUGAAGCUGUUCAUUAGCUUUUCAUUAGCUUUGUGCAUCUAAUGAUUGUGAAUUGAAAUGGAUAUCAGCUCUGUUUAGAGACGUUGCUUAUAUUGCACCCUCUCAGCUUGGAUGUAUAAUAUAUGUUCAUAGAUAGUGGGUGCUCAUGCUGAAAGAUAUCAUAUAAUUAGGACCAUGAUAUCUUUUUUUUUUUGGUACCGGGGAUCAAACUUGGGACCUUGUGCUUUCGAGCCAAGUGGCAGAACUACUGGGCUAAAUCCCUGGCCCCAGACCAUGGUAUCUUUUGAGAGAAUAAACAUACUAUCUACUACCAAGUGAAGUCUUAAUAUAUAAUGUAGUGAAUGAAUAAACUUCAAAUCUUUGUUUUUAAUAUCUGUAAAUCUUAUGUCAAAAUUAAAUGGCCCUAUUUUUCACUGUUGUGACAGUA
Messenger RNA from Heterocephalus glaber (naked mole-rat), 5159 nucleotides. RefSeq names its product coat protein complex I subunit beta 1 (gene Copb1). Gene Ontology annotation, molecular function: structural molecule activity. Lineage: Eukaryota; Metazoa; Chordata; Mammalia; Rodentia; Bathyergidae. Gene Ontology annotation, biological process: intracellular protein transport; intra-Golgi vesicle-mediated transport; endoplasmic reticulum to Golgi vesicle-mediated transport. Gene Ontology annotation, cellular component: cytoplasm; COPI vesicle coat. The record is from RefSeq and is a predicted model, not a curated record.